Clunio marinus is the source of this 1400-nucleotide messenger RNA. The record is from the annotation of a GenBank genome assembly. Lineage: Eukaryota; Metazoa; Arthropoda; Insecta; Diptera; Chironomidae.
AGGAGCAGUGAGAGUUUUGUAUUUGAAUUGUAGAAAGGAUGAUUCUGUUUUUUCUGUUGAUUUCUUAUGCUAUUGCAUUUGCACCAUCUGGAAGGGUGCAUGAAAAAGAUCCCUGCUUGUAUGUUCCGGCUAGACCUGGUCAUACACCAGCUUGUGCAACUGGAGGAUCAACUUUUUGUGAACACAUUGAAACUUAUCCCAGUUCAUUAAUUGAAAAGCUUUUGAAAAACUUUCAAAGCGAAGAUUUCUUGACAAAUGAAUCAAGAGAUGCGUUCAUUCCAAAGAGAGAUUUCGGCCACAAGGAUCCAGAAUUCUUCGAACCAAGCGAUUUUCAUCAUCAACCACCAUUCGAUGAAUCAGCUGAAUUUCCUGGACAUGAUUUUGACAAGUUCUACAACAAUCAAUUUUUUGAAGAUCUUCUUCGAAGAAAUUUCACUAAAUUCAAUGUGCACAAAGUUCUAGGUGAACGAGAAAGUAACAAUAGACCGGGUUAUUUUGAUAUUGUAGAUUUUUACGGAAGAUCUGCAAGAAAGCAACGUGCAAUUGAUACAAAGGAAGGAAGUAAAAUCCCAUCUCGUGACAAAUUUCUAAGCCUCGUAGCACCAAGAAGAAAGCGACAAAGCGAUCCAUUUGCUGAAAGACUUUGCGAAGUAAGAACAAACUUUAUUAAUCCACAAGCUGGAAUGAAUUCGAGAGGCAACUGGAUGUUUAUUGUGAACGGUAAUGAUUCGGGAACGCAGCUGGUUCGAACGGAAACUUGCGCCUCCAAUAACUCACCAUGCUCGAACUUGUGUCAGCUUCCCAACAACUACGGCUCGAAUUGCGAACAGAAGUUCAUCCAGAAACGUUUGAUAGCGCUCGAUGCACGUGGCGAUAAGCUCUACACUGAUACCUUCUGGUUCCCUAGUUGCUGCGUUUGCACACUCACAACAACAUCGUUAUAAAUUAUAUGUAAUGAUAUCAUGUUACCGAACUAUUCUGUAAAGUUCCUUCACCUAACAACAAUGUUGAGAAAUUAAUUCAAUCGAUAAAAUUUAAAGAAAAAUAUUUAAGUACACAUACACAUGCACACAUGUUUUCGGCAAUGGUACGCUUAAACAUAUUUUUUAGCAUGAAAUUCUCAUAAAAUAUAUGUAAUUAUGUUUCUUUUCUUUGAAUAACUAAAAGUAGAAACGGAGCAUAAUAAAAUGAAAUUGCAUAAAAAAGUUGUUCUUAACACAUGUUCCGUUGUUGAAUUAACAUUGCAGUUGAAAGAUAUUUUCGUUAAAUAAAUUAUUUGAUAAGUCGCAACGAAAUUCAUCAACUGAUUUUUAACAUAAAAAGCCGAAAGAGAAAAUAUAAAAAUCGUGGCACAAGACACACAUCAAUGCUAAGUAGAAUUUGAAUAAACAUAAGCUGGA